Papaver somniferum (opium poppy) is the source of this 887-nucleotide messenger RNA. RefSeq lists its product as uncharacterized. Bases 1 to 876 code for a protein of 291 amino acids. Gene Ontology annotation, molecular function: RNA-DNA hybrid ribonuclease activity; nucleic acid binding. Lineage: Eukaryota; Viridiplantae; Streptophyta; Magnoliopsida; Ranunculales; Papaveraceae. The transcript has 2 exons. The record is from RefSeq and is a predicted model, not a curated record.
AUGUCUUCUAAGGAUAAAUACUUGGGUUUUCCUCUCAUUGUGGGUCACUCAAAACAAGAGGCUUUCAAGAGCAUCAAAGAAAGUUUUGAAACAAGAUUAUCUACUUGGUCUGCAAUUAAUCUCUCUCAAGUUGGAAAAGGUACCAUGAUUAAACAUGUCCUUAACUCAAUUCCAGUUUAUCAAAUGGGCACCUUUAAACUCCCCGACAAUCUCAUAAGUCAGCUUACAACAAUUGAAAGGAAGUUCUUUCGGGGACACAAAACCAACAGGGGCUCCAAUCCAAUUGCAUGGCAGAAUUUGUGUGUUUUCAAAGAUUUUGGAGGCCUUGCCUUUAGAGAUCUGGAAAAGCUCAAUUUAGACUUGCUGACCAAGUUAGCAUGGAGGAUUUGCACUGAGUCAAGUCAUCUAAUGGUGCAGAUUUUGAGCAGCAAAUAUUUCAAAACUAAAGACAUUCUUCAUCAAAAUAUUGAAGCAAAAAACUGCUCCUUCACUUGGAAUGGAAUUACUAAGGGCUUAAAGAUUGUGCAGCCAAAUUAUUUCAUGGAAGUAAAUAAUGGUGAAGACACCAAAAUAUGGCAAGACAAAUGGAUCUCAGGUUCCUGCAAAGGCAUCAAAGGGAGUUAUGAAAAUGGAGUAUUAAGUGCGGAGGCUGGAGAAUGUAUGGCUGUGAGAGAAGCGCUUUCUUGGGCAAAGGAGAAAAGGCUAAAUCACAUCCAUAUUGAAGCUGAUGCAAAGCUAGUCAUCCAAUCUAUCACUGGAAGAAAUCUGCUAAUUCAGUGGGAGAAUAGGAACAUAAUAAAAGAGAUCAAAAACCUUAUGUCUUGUUUCAGUAGUUGCAUUUUUCGUUUGUUGGUAGAACUGAUAUCAAGUUGCUGAUACUAUAGUUA